ACUAAAAAAUAUCUAUAAUAUUAAUUACGCAUAUAUUUAUAAUAAGAGAUAAUUCUACACAUUGGUAUUUAUAUAAAAUUAAGAAAUGUUUUUCGAAAAACCCGUUUUGAACACAGAAAAGUUUUACACGUCUACGGACUUGUUGAAAUACGUGGAAUCCAUAUUGAGAUAUUCUAGACUGAAUGAAAGAAGGCGUGUAUACAGAUCUAAUUACAGCUGGCUCGCGUCUAGAAGCUUCUGCGAGCCAUUAACGAGGAAUGAGUUGGACAAAUUCAAAUAUGUCGUCCACAAGCUGACAUCAGAAAACUGUGCAGUCGUCGCUGUUAAGCUUCAAUCGAUCACAGAAGAGGAAACCUCAACAGCCGCCAUUUUGAGUGCCUUCGAGAAACUUCUCGAAGAGCAGUACAACAUACAACUGAUGGAGAGUAACGUGAAACGUGCGAAAGAGACAACGAUCAUUGGAAAGAGAAAGAUGAAUAGAGUAUGCCCAGAGUUAUUACCGCCUGGACGUCGGCCUACUGUUUCUUUUAUUUUGAACUAAAUAGAGAACAAUCAAUAACAAUAAUCUAAUAUAUAAAAUUCUCGUGUCACGGUGUUUGUUACCAAACUCCUCCGAAACGGCUUUACUGAUUUUCAUGAAAUUUUGCACGAGCAAUAACCGGUAACCGUCGCCUAUAGACAUGAGCAGUAGCAUGGACAUAACAGAGUAUACUGUUUCGCCCAUGAUACCCCCCACGCGUUGACAUUCCUGAGGACUCAGGUGUUAUUCCUCUGCACCCUAUAAAUUCACUGCCAUAUCUCACUCUUCAAAGCGAAGCACAGCCAUGCAAACACAACUGCUUCACGGUAGGAACACGAAUGGGACAGAGGUACUCAAGCAAACGACUUUUGUACAGUCUCCCUCUGGUAAAAAUAAUAUUUGAAAAAAGACAUUUGAAAAAUAAAAAUAAAUCUAUACAUACAUACAUAUCUGUCACGCCUGUCUCCCAUUAGGGUAGGCAGAAACAAUGGAACGCCAAAUGCUUCGAUUCAAACAAACCUCUUUCGCUCCUUCCACAUUCAUCAAUCUUUUCAUACACGCUCGCCGGUUACGGGUACUUUUAAUUCGGCCCUUCUUCAGCACGUCGCCUAUUUGGUCGACAUACGUCCGUCUAGGGCGGCCCCUACCGACAUCUCCAUUCAUUCGUGCUCAAAUUCAAAUUCAAAUUCAAAAAUCAUUUAUUCAUGUAGGACAUUUUAGCCGCUUAUGAACGUCAAAUUUAUAUCUAAAUCUCUUAUCUUCUUCGAUAUCUUAGCUCGAUAAAUCUCUUUCGUAAUUCUUCUUUCAUGCAUCUUUUCCAAAUAACUUGUAUUAAUUUUUUUUUAAUGGAUAACAACAGAAUAGU
Molecule: messenger RNA, 1385 nt
Organism: Galleria mellonella (greater wax moth)
Lineage: Eukaryota; Metazoa; Arthropoda; Insecta; Lepidoptera; Pyralidae
Exons: 3
Coding region: 86-541 (151 amino acids)
Source: RefSeq, a predicted model, not a curated record